AACUCGACCAGCCGUGCCAGCGUCCGGCUGCGCCAUAAUCAAACUUUUCUGUACAUUUUCACGUCACUUGGACCCGAAACAUAAAUUUGGCAUCCUAUGCAAAUAUAUGCUGACGUAAAAGAUCAUGUGGUUUUUGUCGUCGAUCCCCCCUAUGAGCAACGAGGAGGUUUUUUUUUUCUCCUCUCUACUGUUGUCUUUAGGUUAGCUAUGCUACAAUCUUUACAGUACCCAGCGCUAGCUAUAUGCGCCCCGCACCGCACCACUCUGGAUAUCUGGGAAUAAUCAACUUCCAGGCUGUCGCACCCUGCACCCAGAGACUACACACAGAUUCCACAGGAGAUUACCCAGAGUGCCGCCUGAGGAUCAUCCAGGAGAGACGGAGAACGAGAGAGAACGCACAGUCAUUGGAAGAGGAGGUGGAGCCUCAGAAAUACCCCCCCCCCCCCCCUUCUCUUCUCUAGUGAAGCCCCUCCCCCUCUGAGGAAGUGCACUUGAGAGCCGCUGCUGUCUGUGAUGCCCUCCCAUGACGCCCAGGUCGGUAGCUGACACUGCCAGUGAGCGGGAGACACCACUGCUCAACCGGUCCUGGGCCGGCUCCGUCAGCCGGUUCUCACCCUCCCUCUCGCACGCUGGAGACUCAAACUCCACCCACCUACCAGUAUCAAAAAUCAUCAGCUCCAAUCCACCCCAGUAAGUACCUUUCAAAAACUGACACGCUGACGUCCUCAGCCAGCACCAGCAGCACCAGCCAAAAAAUACAGUAUCUUCAACGCAAUCAGCAACACCAGCACUACCAUUAUAUCUACCACCAGCAGCAACCAUCAUGUCCAGUCGUAGAAAGUCCUCCACCCCCUGCAUGGUCCGGGUCAUCAGCGACCUGCCUGAAGAGCAAGAUGACCCUGAGGAGGUAAUGGACAUCGUGGACAAUGAUGUUACAGAAAAAGAACAAUCACAAUCAUCUGAAUCUGUAGAAGAUCCUCAGAAGGAGAAUUCAGAGAAACCAGACCAGCAGAAGUUUCCAAAACCAGUGGAAAACCAGAAUCCUGAGCCAUUUGAACAAGUGGAGCAGUCGGGUGAAAAAGACUCUGUCAUUGAAGAUGUAGAAACCGCAAAUUUGAAGGACAGGGAAGGGGUUGACUCUGACCCGGUGUCUCAGAAAAAGCAGCCCAGAGGCUAUGAGUGCAAAUACUGCCCGUUUUCAACGCAGAACCUGAAUGACUUUAAAGAGCAUGUAGACUCCAGCCACCCUAACGUCAUUCUUAAUCCGUUGUACCUCUGUGCUGUCUGCAACUUCAACACCAAGAGGUUUGACUCGCUCACAGAGCACAAUGAGAGCCAGCACCCAGGCGAGACAAAAUUCAAGUUCAAGCGGAUAAAAAGGAGCAAUCAGACUAUCUUAGAGCAGACAAUCGAAGGCAAGGACAAUUCAGUUGAAUGCGAGGUGACAAAUGAACAGGGUGAAAGUAACAGAAACUCUAUGUUUCCACCUUGCAUAUCGACCACAAUGAAAUUCCCCGACAAUAUCCAGUCGUUCUAUCAAGGGAGUGAACUGAAAAGCCAGAGGGAUGGCUUGAUCCAGAAGAAUCAGAUCACGGCAGUAAGCAUCAACGGAACAGUCAUCAUCCCUGAACCCACCAUCCUCCAAGGGCUCUCCCAUGUGACCCCAAUGCUGCAGCGUCCGCCCAAUUUUAACUCUGUACCAAAAAUAGCUGUUCCCUUGAACACCACCAAAUAUAACCCUUCUUUAGAUGACAACUUGACGUUGAUCACCUCCUUUAGCAAGUUUCCUUACCCAACACACGCUGAGCUGUCGUGGCUGACGGCUGCCUCCAAGCACCCGGAGGACCAGAUCAAAGUCUGGUUCACCACCCAGCGGCUUAAGCAAGGCAUCACCUGGUCCCCAGAGGAGGUUGAGGAAGCCAGAAAGAAGAUGUUCAAUGGCUCCAUCCCUCCUGCACAUCACACGUUCACCGUCCUUCCUACAAACCCCAUCUCUCAACCGUCUGCCAAAUCCUCCCUGCAAACCUUUGUCCACACUACAGUCGGGCAUGCAAGUUAUGUCCGGACGACCGCGUCCAAUGGGUUAAGUGUAGUCGCCUCCACAAACUCUCAUGGUGAUGUUGCAAUUGGCUCCAGCCUUGCCCUUAAACGAUCCUUGCCAACACACCUGAUGACAGUGUUCGGCCCGGAGUCUAAACGCCCAAUCAUGGCAGUGGCCCCCCAUGCUGGCAACUCUAAAGACAGGGGCCUCAUGGCGCCUCCACCCCCUCCUCCCCCAAAAGAUCGCCUCCUAAUGGCUCCGCCUUCUGUUCCUAUGGAGAUGAAGAGACCUGUAGCAGUUCCUCUGGUCACCGCAGAGAUGAAGUGGCCAUCCGCAACUGUGCCUUUAAUGCCACCGCCAUCAUCAUCGUCAUUAUCAUCUUCAUUGUCCAAAGGGAAGAUUUUCUCGACAUUAGGAAACCCUAAAACAAAGCCAGUGGUGUCGCUGCCCUCCCUGGCCUUUCCAGAGUCUUUAACGAGGCCCCUAAUAGUUCCCCCGCCUAUCUUUGCCCCGCCAUUUAAAAACACCUUACUUUUUCCUAUUACUUCGCCCAUCACUUCCAAAGAAAAGCACCCGAAUACCCAUGCUUUGCCAGCUGCUGAUCUGAAGCUGCAAAAUUCCCCACCACUUAAUACCCCGCACAUAAGGAGGCCAACCAUUAUCCAGUCCAUUCGCACUCCGGCUAAAGCCCCAUCCCAGAUUCCAGGGUUUCUCUUCGAUAGCAAGAAACUAAAAGAGCAGCAAGGAGUGGAGGUAAAGUCCAGCUACCCCAGAGGAGAUAAAGUACUUACUCCUCUGUCAGAGGCCAACGGGACAUCUCGCGCGGACGGCAAGUGGUUCCACAACCAUGCCUCCCUUGCUCAACACAAUGGGACCAUAAUGUAUGGUGGUGAGUCACCAGUAUUGCUGAAACCAGACUUUCAGCAAAAAUCUUCGGUGCUGACCCAAUUCCCCUUGCUGGAGAGGAUGAAAGGAAAGACAGCGGAACAGCUAAAGAUAUUGGAGGAGAAUUUUUUGAGGAACAGCUUUCCUACACUCAGUGAUGUGGACAAUCUGGCGGGUACCACCCGCCUGUCUCACCAGGAAAUCGAUAGCUGGUUUGUGGAGCGCCGUGCACUACGCGACAACCUGGAACAAGCCCUUCUCAACUCCAUGGGCACUAAGAGGAUGGGCACCAGUAGCAUCGCUGCCAUGACCAGGAAACGACUACAUCAGCAGCAACACCAAACUCUACAGCUGAAUGGGAUUCACAAACCAAGCACUGGUGUUGGCCAUCUUAAAAGCUCUCUUCCACCCUCGCACACCCUGCCCAUCAUUGCUCCCUCCAUCCCCAACCCAAAUUUCUGCUCAGUGCCUCCAGACAGCCGAUCCCUGGCGCUCCUCAAGGACGAUUUUGCUCAAACGCGGUGGCCUUCCCCUGAGGAGUUCAGCCAACUAGAGGGUCGGACAGGACGUGCCGAACUCGCCCGCUGGUUCCAUGACAGCCGGCUGCAGAGCGGCAGCAUGGAGCUGACAGAACAUUUUCACAACAAUGGAGUGAAUGGAAGUGACGGGCCACCUGUGUGCUCUCCCAAAAACUCUCCCCCCAGCAUCCUCCAGCGCUGUCAGGAAGGCGCCUUAACAAACAACAACAACAACAGCAGUAAGGUGUUGGAGGUUGAGUUGGGCUGGCUAAUGGAGCAGCGCGCUAACAGCCUCAGCAGUCAACAGCACGAGGAGCUCCAAGACCGGCUUGCUGGCAGACUGAGGCAGCAGAACGUGGCGGAGUUGAAAAAUGGAGGACGGAACGGAGGAGUCAUGGGCGGAGCGCGGGGGGUGUUCGGCAGCUGGCUGGAGGACGGACACUCGAGGAGAGGGCGGGAACUGCUCCUGGACAGAGAGAGGAAGAUGACAGAGGACACAUCUGGGAGGCUGACUGGAUAAACGGUGCAAAUAGGAUUUGCCGCCAUCGCCGCCGCCGCUGCUGCUGGAAACAAAUAAAACGAGGUGGACGGAGAAUGGAGCAACAAAAAGAAGAUUUUUUUUUUUUUUAAUUAUCAGAUAUCUUUUCUUUUUUUUUUUUUACCAAUUUGUAUCUCUUGAUUGUCGCAUCGCAGAUCACGCACAACAUCCUCCUCCUGGAAGUAAUCUGCGUCCACCUGUGUGACCCGUACACAGAGCUGCUGUCACACAAUAAAAGCAUGAGUUAAAGUAAGGGGGGGGGGGGCAGAUUUUGUCUAGGCGAGGCAUAAACAUGCUCCCAAAUUGAAAUCAGAAGAGUGCAAGGAGAAAUUUAGGGUCACGGUGUGUGAAGAUAAUUGAAACCGCCCUCCCUUACGGUGAAAGUCAUAUUUGUGAUUUCUUUUCAUUUCUCACAGUAAUGUGGGUUUUACAAUAGUAUUACAAUACAGGAGCUAAUCUUCUAGUAUCAUCUCGUAUAUGCAGAGACGAGGAGCUCAUGUUCAGAAUGUAGUAAACAACAGGUGGAAUAUGGUUCUUUAAAUCCCCUACACACCCUACCAGCCAAUCACAGUGGUAGUUUAUGAAUAAAGAUACAAAACCUGAAAAGGGGCAGAUAAUCAGUGGAGACGGAAACAAAGUGAUUUGCAGCCAAACUGGAAAAAUGUAAACAAGUUUUCAAAAGUUCCUUCUUGACUUUGGAGAAAACAAUCCCCAUCGCCCAACUUUUUCCAGAGCUUUCGGCCCUAUCACACGAGCUUCAUCAGCACAUUUAACUUUUUAAAAGUUAUUUUUUAGUAAAACUAAAAUGGAUGAAGAGCUUCUGUCAGAUCAAGCAAUGACAAAGUAGAGCAAACUCCACUUAUGAAGUCCAUGUGAUACAGCUGGAAUCUUUUUUCAAUAUUACAUUUCAACAUUUGGAUAACUUUCAAAAAUGUUGGUAAAACCUUUUUAUUUUCAAGAAGUUAUUUCUUGAUUAUGUUUUUGAGGGGAUAAAAGCUCCUUUAAUCCUAUUCCAUGUUGCAUUGUGGGACGAUUGUGUCCUUGAAUCCUUUUUUAACAAUGGGAAUACAGGAAAUAGUAAAAAUUAGUAUUUUCUAUGAAACUGCAACAACGUGCUGGUUAGUUUUCAGUAUAGGGUCAGGCUGUAUGAACGAUUAAUAUAAUUGCUUCCUCAACUUUAAGACAUGUUUAUAAAGAGAAAGUGAACAGCUGCUAAUCUUGUCUUUGCUGACCUCAUUGAUGCUGGGGGCAAGUUACUUUUAAACCUUCUCUUUAAAAUAAUAAAAGGCUUCGUUAAAUCUUCAGAUAUGUUGAUCUCCCAAAAUCGUACACCCUCCCUUUAAAAGGAGGCUUGAUUAGUAUCUUGAAGUGCGUUUCCACCUGUUCUUUCACUACUUUUCAUUUUGUGAAUGAAAAAACGCUAGAAAUUCAAGGAAAAAAAAAAAAAGCAAAUGAAAACAGAUUGGGUGAAUAAAUGAUGACGUACAUGAAGUGAA
Cottoperca gobio is the source of this 5478-nucleotide messenger RNA. RefSeq names its product zinc fingers and homeoboxes protein 2-like. The record is from RefSeq and is a predicted model, not a curated record. Gene Ontology annotation, cellular component: nucleus. Gene Ontology annotation, biological process: regulation of transcription by RNA polymerase II. The coding region runs from base 824 to 3964 and encodes 1046 amino acids. NCBI's taxonomy places the organism in Eukaryota, Metazoa, Chordata, Actinopteri, Perciformes, Bovichtidae. Gene Ontology annotation, molecular function: DNA-binding transcription factor activity, RNA polymerase II-specific; DNA binding. The transcript has 5 exons.